ACGCGUCACACCUAUGAACGCUUUCUACUAUAGUACCAUCGGAGUACCAUAGCCGUAGCCAACACUGAACCAUGGCAUCUACUCAAGACCUCCUCAAGCAAGCUGCAGAUCUCUCGUCCUCUAACCCAAAGCGUGCAGAGGAGCUUUACAAACAAAUAUUGAAUUCUACGGCAUCAACCUCCAAGGGAUCGGCAGUCAAUGCCGACAAGGAACAGUCUUUGCGUGACCAAGAGUUAGCCUUGAUAAAACUCGCAGAGCUCUAUCGAGAUCAAAAAGAUGCCAGUGGCUUAGCGCAAGUCAUCACACUCUCGAGAUCAUUUAUGUCUUCAACUGCCAAGGCAAAGACUGCUAAGCUGAUCCGCACGCUUCUUAAUUACUUUAACUCUAUUCCUAACAGCCGGCAAACUCAGAUCGAUGUCCUAACCGACAACAUUGAGUGGUCAAAGCGCGAAAAGCGCAUAUUCCUCAAACAUAGCUUGGAAAUUCGACUCGUUUCCUUGCAGCUUGAAGCACUGCAGUACAAGUUAGCCUUAACGCGAAUCGACGCACUCUUGACAGAGUUGAAAAGGUUAGAUGACAAGAUGAUUCUUACCGAAGUACACCUGCUCGAGAGUCGCGUCUACCGUGGCAUUGGAAACCUGUCGAAGUCCAAGGCUGCCCUUACUUCCGCCAGGACUGCUGCAAACUCAAUAUAUUGUCCUCCUCAUCUUCAAGCAGCGUUAGACCUCCAAUCUGGUGUUCUCCAUGCCGAGGACAAAGAUUACACUACUGCAUAUUCGUAUUUCUAUGAGACUUUCGAGAACAUGUCGUCGCAGGAUGACCCAGCAGCGCUGAACGCACUCAAGUACAUGCUUUUGUGCAAGGUCAUGUUGAAUAUGCCCGAAGAUGUAACAUCACUUCUCUCGAUCAAACUCGCAGUGAAAUAUGCUCAGCUCCGCGAGAUCGAGAGCAUGCGUGCCAUAGCGCUUGCGCAUCAGAAUCGAAACUUGUCAGAUUUCGAGAAGGCCCUUCGGGAUUACAAACACGAACUCUCGUCCGACCCUACUAUUCGCUCACAUCUUGCAGCGCUUUACGACACCCUUCUCCAACAGAAUUUACUGCGUAUCGUUGAGCCAUACUCGGUGGUAGAGAUUGACUACGUUGCCAAACAGGUCGGGCAAGGACGGCAGGACGUUGAGGCCAAGCUAUCUCAGAUGAUCUUGGACAAGGUGUUCCACGGCGUGCUGGAUCAGGGACGAGGAUGCCUGAUCGUAUUCGAUGAGCUAGAAGCUGACAACACGUAUGGUGCAGCAAUUGGUACCCUGGAACAAGUUAGCAAGGUCGUAGACUCGUUGUAUGCCAAAACUGUCAAGAUUGCAUAGAUGUAGUUGUUUAUAUGUCCUCCUUCCUACACAUGAAAUUCAACACGAUACGUAUACUUAAGAGGGGGAAACGGCCACACUGUCAAUGGUAGAUAUUUCCGCGCUCA
Messenger RNA from Suillus plorans, 1468 nucleotides. RefSeq names its product proteasome regulatory particle subunit. Lineage: Eukaryota; Fungi; Basidiomycota; Agaricomycetes; Boletales; Suillaceae. Gene Ontology annotation, molecular function: structural molecule activity. The coding region runs from base 72 to 1361 and encodes 429 amino acids. The record is from RefSeq and is a predicted model, not a curated record. Gene Ontology annotation, cellular component: proteasome regulatory particle, lid subcomplex. The transcript has 11 exons. Gene Ontology annotation, biological process: ubiquitin-dependent protein catabolic process.